GUAAUGUCUGCAUGAUAUUAGAGAGGUUCCGACUCAGCAGGUGCCCGUUGUAAAUUAUACUUGGUAACGGUAGGAAUUAACUUAUUAAUCCGUUUAACGGGUUUAUCGUGCAGUAAUCCAAGUAUAUACAUAUUAAUUAAUUAUGCCACGAAGAGGAGGAAGUGACAAUGGUUCAGAAAACCAGGAACUGGUGGGAACAUUCGAAACACUUCGUGAUGAGGGCGAGCACUUUGUCCAUGUCAAGCUAUGGCAAAAAGCAAUUGACAGCUUCACACGGGCCAUUGAAAUGAGCCCGGAGGAGAAGAAGUGCUUUGUCACAAGAUCAAAGUGUUGGUUACAACUAGGCAAUGCUGAGAAUGCACUCACUGAUGCAGAGGAAGCUCUCAGACUUGACAAAGAAUAUAUUCCUGGAUUGUAUCAGAAAGCUGAAGCAAUGUACCAGUUAGGGGAUUUUGAAACAGCACUGGUAUUCUUCCACAGAGGGCACAAGCUAAGACCAGAGCUCCAGGAAUUCCGACUGGGUAUACAGAAAGCCCAGGAGGCCAUCAAUAACAGUAUCGGAAAGCCUGAUUCUGUCAAACUGACUGCAGAGGGAGACCUUACUUACUUCUACAAACAGGAAGAGGAUGAGAAGGCCAAGGCAAAAGCAAAGAAGACAGGAGGAACCUAUGGAAAACCAGGGGCUAAGAAAGAGGCUGCCAAGGAGAGACAGAAGCCCCAGGCUAGCGGGGACCAGAAGACCAUCAAACAGCUCCUUGGGGAACUCUACGGGGACAAAGACUUCCUGGAAAAACUCCUCAGUGAGGACAGUAUGACAAGUGACAACAACCCAACAAACAAAGACAUCCGAGAGAAGAUCUACGACGGACUGGAGUACCUUCACUCCCGAGCGGACUUCUGGAGGCAGCAGAAGCCGAUGUAUGCACGGAAACGGGACAAGGCUAAACAGAGACAGAGCGCCAAGGCCAGGAACCAGGACCCGACCAGCUACCUGCUUCGCUGUCUGGAGGACAUUGAUGAUGAUCAAUCCAAGGAGAGAUAUGAAGAAAGUUUACAGAAAGCCAAGAAAACACUGAAGACAGUUGAAAACAUGAACGAAGACCAGCUCCAAAACAAAGCCGAGAUCCUGGCCAACAUUCACAGCCAGAUAGGAAACGCCUACCUCGAACUCGGCAAAUACAACGACUCUCUCAAACAUCACGAAGAGGACCUCAAAAUCUCCAAAGAAAAUGGUUUGGAAGAUGCCAGAUCAAGAGCCCUGGAUAACCUCGGAAGAGUUCAUGCUCGUAAAGGAAACUACGAUAAGGCCAUCUCAGUAUGGGAGGAGAAACUUCCAAUGAGCAAGUCUCCGCUAGAAAGCACCUGGUUAUACCAUGAGAUUGGUCGCUGUUACCUGGAGUUACAGAGAUACCAAGACGCCAGAGACUUUGGGGAGAAGGCGAUACAGGCAGCAAAGGAAGCAGAGGAUGAUGGGUGGCAGCUACACGCUAGCGUCCUUGUCGCCCAAUCAGAGGUUAAACUAGGAGAUUUACAAUCAGCAUCAGAAUCCUUCGAAAGAUCAUUAGAUAUAGCCAAAAAACUGAACGAUGGACCAGCAGAGGCAGCUAUUAAAAAAGCCAUGGAGGAGGUGAACAACCGGAUAGUGCAGGGGGUGAAAGAAGGGGAUGGAAAAGACGACGACGACAGAGAAUCCGUGAAGUCCGACAAAGACAGGAAGGGGGCCACCAGUCAAGCAUCAGACAAGGGAAACCAAAGUGAUCAGGAAGACAAGAGAAGUCGACAUAGCAAUGAGGGGGAAGAUAAAGACAACAGAUACGAUGAUUAUCCGGACGACUUUGAACAGGACCAGCAAGAAAAAGGUAGUAAGCAAGGGUCAAGGCCAAAUUCUCAACCUGAAGAGGUUUCAAAGAAGGAGAGCAAUGAAUCCAAGCCAAGGGACAGUCCAAGUAAAGAUGCAGAAGAAAGUACAGACAAACCAACAAAGUCACCAAGUCCCGCACAGCCACAGUCUCCUUCAACGGUCAAGGCCACAACUAGUACAGGAAAGGAUAGCAAGAAAGGAUCAGAAAGUAGGAAAACAAGCAAAGAGUCUCAGAAGUCAACUAAAAGUGUCCAAGGUACCAAGAGUGAGCAGCAGAAGAAGACAUCAAAGACUUCCAGUAAAGGAAAGUCCAGUCCUCCAAUGAAGAGAAAAUCGACUCAAGAAAAGAAACAGUCAAGUGAAAAGAAACAGUCAGUUGGGAAGAAGGAGACAGAGGAGAAGAAACAGUCAGGAGGGAAGAAAGAUUCUACAGACAGCAAGGGCAUGGGUGAGGGAUCAAAGAAAGCAGAAGAGACCGAUGAUGAAAAUGAUGAAAUAAGAAAGGUUUCAGAGGCAAACUCCAAAGUAGACAUGUUUGAAAAAGAUGAAGAUAAGAAAGAGGACAAAAGAGAGGAAUCUGAAACCAAACCAUCUAAACCACAGAAGAAGUCUUCAGGAGAAGGUCCAACUAAAAAGAAGUCAUCUCAGAGUCCUUAUGUUAAGACUACUAAAAAGGCAUCUAACAGUAGUAUAAAAAGCAAGACCUCGACUACCAGCAGUGGUAAAGGGGAGGAGAAAUCUAAACAGGAGAAGGAUAGCAGAGAAGAUCAAUCCAGUAGCAAAGAUGAGGUAAAGGUUGAGGACCAAGAGAAAAAAGAAAAUCAGAAUACAGAACAGAAAAAAUCAAGUGAUGAUGAUAUAGAAGAAAAACCUGCAGAGAAGAGAGACUCUUUAGAGGAAACUGAACAAAAUGAAAGCAACGCUGUGGAGACACAACAAAAUGAAAGUGAUACCAAAGAGACUCAACAAAAUGAAAGUAAAAGCGAUACCAAAGGGACUCAACAAAAUGAAAGUAAAACAAAGACAGAAAAUAAGAACAUCUCACAAGAUGAGACAAAUGUACAAAUGGUUAGUGAGGAGGAUUCGGCCGUGCCUCUAGAGACAACAGAGAAGGACUCUAAAGUAGAGGUUGAACCUUAUGAUACAGAAGCCGCAGAGAAAGGAUUAGGUUACAACCACCCAUUUGAAAUCAAGAGAAAAGAAAAAGAGGAGGAGGGACAGAAAUCAUGAAGCCAUUACUGACUGUAAACAAAGUGAAUUGAACAUCAAACUACUCAGCUGUAUGAUGAUACAUAUAAUGAACAAUUUUUUAUCAAACUACGCAUGUUUUGGCCCAAUGACAAAUCUUUAUUGCUUUAUAUUGGACCCUAGGCUUGUUUAGAUACUGUAUGCAGCAAGUACUUUCAGUACUUUGAUUCGAUGAAGCGCAUGUCUAACGUGCUAAUUCAGCAACUGUUUUAAAUUGUAUACUCUCAUUUUAUAUAUUUAUAAUUAUACAUAUACAUUUUACAUAUAUGUUUAAGAAGUUAUUGAUAUAUUUUGUACUGAACUAGACCAAGUGCGCACAAGUCUACGCAAAAUGUUAAUAAACUGGACUAAUUUU
Molecule: messenger RNA, 3464 nt
Organism: Magallana angulata
Lineage: Eukaryota; Metazoa; Mollusca; Bivalvia; Ostreida; Ostreidae
Product: outer dynein arm-docking complex subunit 4-like
Exons: 17
Coding region: 143-3091 (982 amino acids)
Cellular component (GO): cytoplasm
Molecular function (GO): protein binding
Source: RefSeq, a predicted model, not a curated record